UUUUCUUAAUUCCCAAAACGUUGGCAACUCCAAUACCUAGGUUCAACACGUGCAGUGAUCAAAUUUAUUUAAAACCAUGGGAAAACCGAAGAAAGCCAAUGUGGCGACGGUUAAGAAUGUUAACCUGGAGAAGCAGAUCACCGAUGGCAAGGUGGCCAAGGCAAAGAACAAGGACAAAGUGAAGCUGAGGGCAGAGGAGUCGCCGAACAUUGAUGCCCGGAGCAGCCAGAAAAUCUUGGCUGCGGCCAAGCAGCAGCAACUUGAGCUGGACGAGGAGAAUUUCCCCAGCCUGGUGACCGUUAAAAAGGUCAACUUUAACUUGAAUGAUCCCACUGCCGACAAAGAGGAUGAGGAGGUUAACGAGACAGACUUCAUGGCGGAUCUGGACAUGGACGAUGAGGAUGUGGCCGCCUUUGAGCGAUUCCAGAAGCCUGCCCAGGAGGGCAAGCGCACGCUCCAUCUCUCCAAGAUAAUCAUGCAAAAGAUCCAGGAGAAGGAGGCCGACAUACACACAAAGAUCUCCGACGAGGGCUCGCUGAAGAUCGAGGAGAUCGAUCCCAAGGUCAAGGAGAUGUACGAGGGCGUGCGCGAUGUACUGAAGCGCUACCGCAGCGGCAAGAUUCCAAAGGCUUUCAAGAUCAUACCAAAGCUGCGCAACUGGGAGCAGAUCCUCUUCAUCACAGAGCCCCAUAACUGGAGCGCCGCCGCCAUGUUCCAGGGCACUCGCAUUUUCUGUUCGGUGCUAUCGCAGGCUAUGGCCCAGCGAUUCUACAACCUGGUGCUGUUGCCUCGCGUCCGCGACGAUCUCUGCGAGUACAAGAAGCUCAAUAUGCAUCUCUAUAAUGCACUGAAGCGUGCCCUCUUCAAGCCGGCCGCCUUCAUGAAGGGCAUCAUUCUGCCGCUCCUGGAGGGCGGUGACUGCACGCUCCGCGAAGCCAUUAUCUUUGGCAGCGUGGUGGCCCGCAGCUCUAUUCCCGUCCUGCACUCCUCCGCCUGCCUGCUGAAGAUCUGUGAGAUGAGCUACUCCGGCGCCAACUCGAUAUUCAUACGCUACUUCCUGGACAAGCGCUAUGCCCUGCCCUACCGUGUCGUGGAUGCGGCAGUCUUUCACUUCCUCAGAUUCGAGAACGACAAACGGGAGCUGCCAGUGCUAUGGCAUCAGAGCCUUCUCACGUUCGCCCAGCGCUACAAGAACGAUAUAUCCUCUGAGCAGCGGGAUGCUCUGCUCCAGCUUCUCAAGAAGAAGACACACUUCAAGAUCACACCCGAUGUCCGGCGAGAGCUUCAGGCGGCCACCUGUCGGGAUGUGGAGAUGAUGGAGACCGAUAACGGGUUGGCGGGCCAGCCCACAAAGAUGUACACCGACGCGGAUGUGGAGUACGAGGGCUAGGGCCGCCCAACUAGAAUAGGUUAUGAUAAUGUUUUAUUUUUUAAACCCACGCUUUAGUCUAUAUAUGUGAAUAUGUAUAUACAAAUAUACCUUUUUUCAAAAUCACGUA
Drosophila bipectinata is the source of this 1499-nucleotide messenger RNA. It is a transcript of the gene bys, whose product is annotated as Bystin. Gene Ontology annotation, biological process: rRNA processing. Gene Ontology annotation, molecular function: snoRNA binding. The record is from RefSeq and is a predicted model, not a curated record. Gene Ontology annotation, cellular component: preribosome, small subunit precursor; nucleolus; cytoplasm. NCBI's taxonomy places the organism in Eukaryota, Metazoa, Arthropoda, Insecta, Diptera, Drosophilidae.